Molecule: messenger RNA, 1232 nt
Organism: Exaiptasia diaphana
Lineage: Eukaryota; Metazoa; Cnidaria; Anthozoa; Actiniaria; Aiptasiidae
Product: breast carcinoma-amplified sequence 3
Exons: 15
Coding region: 147-1232 (361 amino acids)
Biological process (GO): autophagy; response to starvation
Cellular component (GO): cytoplasm
Source: RefSeq, a predicted model, not a curated record
CCAGAGUUGAACGAGAGUCAUCUAAAAAGAUGGCCACGAAAAUCUAGUCAAUAACCAUGAAUUUUGUAGAAAUCUCGGACUAUAUUAAACAAAAAUAAUAGAGGAACCUUCCUAUUUCAGGCUUGGGAGCUUUUGAGCUCGUACAAAUGUCUUUGGAAGGUGGAAGUCGUCGUGUUUCGCGAGCUGGCGGACUGGUGGUUCGACCACAACCGAUUAGCGACAAGUCUUAUGUGGAGAGUGUGGUAAGCUUUCUACACGACGUUGUACCUCAAGUCCAGGCUGUUACUGGAAGCCAAAGAACAGAGGACAAAGAAAGAGUUUUGUGGAUGAAAUUUGAGAAGACAGAUAUUGAAGAUGAAUGUUGCCACAAGGAAAAUGAUUGCAGUACUGCUUGCCCCAUCCUUCUUGUCUUGGGCUACACAAAUGGCUUCCAAAUAUGGACAAUUCCAUCCAUUGGUGAUGCUCAUGAGGUACUGUCACUGCGUCAAGGUCCUGUCAGGCUCGUCAAGAUGGUACAAACACCAAAAAACCAAGGAAAGAAAGAUGAAUUUGCUGCCAGUAGACCACUUUUUGCCAUUUGUGAUGCUGCAAGCCCUUCACUGCCUUUUUCUACCGUCAAUUUGUGGUCCUUAACUACUGGAGAACAAGUUCAUUCCAUUGGUUUUAAGACAGAGGUUCAUGACAUCCUUAGCAAUAAAAGGUUGAUGGUUGUGGCUUUGCAGGAGAAGAUUGCAGCAUUUGAUGCUUGUUCAAUGGCUAGUCUUUUUUGUAUCAUGAGUUGUUUUCCUGCUCCAAGUCCAAACUUGAACCCACUUGCUCUUGGUGAAAGAUGGCUUGCUUAUGCUGACUGCAAGCUUGUACCUAACCAUCAAUCCUGUGGGGGGAUGUCUAGUGAUAAUGCGCAGUCAUAUGCAGCCACUGUCAUUAAUGCUGCCAAGACUUUGACAAGAGGACUUACUAUGUUUGGUGAAACGGUUGGUCGUUGGACGUCAUCGUAUCCMAAUGAGAUUGCUAAUGACCACACAACACAUAAGGGUAAAGUGGUGGUGCCAGGAAUAGUCACAAUCGUUGAUAUUCCAGCUGUUGGUUGUGGAGAGGCAAAUCGUACAUUCUGUGUCCAGGAAGACGACCACGAAGGAAACGGAAUUGUUGCUCAUUUUCCAGCGCAUGCAGGACAGCCUGUAUCGGCGAUGGCUUUCGAUCCAAGGUAUUCUGUAGGCAACCAGUUGUGA